This is a messenger RNA of Meriones unguiculatus (Mongolian gerbil), 703 nucleotides long. RefSeq names its product fatty acid binding protein 5 (gene Fabp5). Gene Ontology annotation, molecular function: fatty acid binding. Gene Ontology annotation, cellular component: nucleus; cytosol. Gene Ontology annotation, biological process: fatty acid transport. The record is from RefSeq and is a predicted model, not a curated record. NCBI's taxonomy places the organism in Eukaryota, Metazoa, Chordata, Mammalia, Rodentia, Muridae. Bases 82 to 489 code for a protein of 135 amino acids. The transcript is spliced from 4 exons.
AGCCGCGGUGGCGCCGGGAGCCGCAGCGCGCCCCCGCCACCGCGUCUCCGCGCUGCUCUCGUGCUCGCCCGCCCGCCCGCCAUGGCCAGCCUUAAGGACCUCGAGGGGAAGUGGCGCCUGUCGGAGAGCCAAGGCUUUGAGGAAUACAUGAAGGAGCUAGGCGUAGGGCUGGCCCUCAGGAAAAUGGGCGCCAUGGCCAAGCCAGACUGCAUCAUCACUUGUGACGGCAACAAUAUCACCAUCAAAACCGAGAGCACUUUGAAGACCACACAGUUUUCUUGUGCCCUGGGGGAGAAGUUUGAUGAAACGACAGCCGACGGGAGAAAAACUCAGACGGUCUGCACCUUCAAAGACGGCGCCCUGGUCCAGCACCAGCAGUGGGACGGCAAGGAGAGCACAAUAACAAGGAAACUGAAGGAUGGGAAGUUGGUGGUGGACUGUGUCAUGAACAAUGUCACCUGUACUCGGGUCUAUGAAAAAGUGGAGUAAGGAUUUCACCACCACCCUGGACAGGAGUUAGCUUCGAGAGUGAAUAAGCUCAGUUCCAUGAGCAGGUCAUAAAUACAGCUUCUUUUCUUUGGUUUUAUUUUUCAUGACUGUGUUCAAUUCUCUUUCUGACAAACACUUUACAUGAAGCCCAUGUCAAAGUGUUUACCUAGGAGCAUUCCUUUGGUUAGUAAAUAAAUGUGUUUGUGCUAAUUGA